Molecule: messenger RNA, 3760 nt
Organism: Dama dama (fallow deer)
Lineage: Eukaryota; Metazoa; Chordata; Mammalia; Artiodactyla; Cervidae
Gene: RAG1
Product: recombination activating 1
Exons: 2
Coding region: 144-3275 (1043 amino acids)
Biological process (GO): pre-B cell allelic exclusion; V(D)J recombination; adaptive immune response
Cellular component (GO): DNA recombinase complex; endodeoxyribonuclease complex; nucleus
Molecular function (GO): double-stranded DNA endonuclease activity; metal ion binding; sequence-specific DNA binding
Source: RefSeq, a predicted model, not a curated record
GGAGACUGAUAAAUAAUGCAGCAGCCUGCCUGAAAGACAGGAGAGCACCCUCUGCCUUCUCUUUGGUAUCAAGUGAUAUCAACUGAAUUGCAGUCUUCCCAACACUUUGCCCAGGCAGCCUGCUGAGCAAGGUAUCAGCCAGCAUGGCUGUCUCUCUGCCACCCACCCUGGGACUCAGUUCUGCCCCAGAUGAAAUCCAGCAUCCACAUAUUAAAUUUUCAGAAUGGAAAUUUAAACUGUUCAGGGUGAGAUCCUUUGAAAAGGCCCCUGAAAAUGCUCAAGCAGAAAAGCAAGAUUCCUCCGAGGGGACGCCCUCUCUAGAGCAAUCUCCAGCAGCCCUGGACAAGGCUGGUGGUCCGAAGCCAGCCCUGACUCAACCGGCAUUAAAGCCCCACCCAAAGUUUCUGAAAAAAUUCCAUGAUGAUGGAAAAGCAAGAGACAAAGCAAUCCACCAAGCCAACCUACGACAUCUCUGCCGCAUCUGUGGGAAUUCGCUCAAAGCUGAUCAGCACCACAGGAGAUAUCCAGUCCACGGGCCUGUGGAUGGCAAAACCCAAGUCCUCUUACGAAAGAAGGAAAAGAGGGCCACGUCCUGGCCAGACCUCAUUGCCAAGGUCUUCCGGAUCGACGUGAAGGCAGAUGUGGACUCGAUCCACCCCACUGAGUUCUGCCAUAACUGCUGGAGCUUCAUGCACAGGAAGUUCAGCAGCGCCCCGUGUGAGGUUUACUCCCCGAGGAAUGCAGUGAUGGAGUGGCACCCCCACACACCAUCCUGUGACAUCUGCGAUGCUGCCCGCCGGGGACUCAAGAGGAAGAGUCAGCCGCCAAACUCGCAGCUCAGCAAAAGACUCAGAACUGUGAUGGACCGAGCGAGACAAGCCCGACGGUGCAAGAGAAGAACUCAGGACAGGAUCAGCAGCAAGGAACUGAUGAAGAAGAUCGCCAACUGCAGUAAGAUACACCUCAGUACCAGGCUCCUGGCAGUGGACUUCCCGGCGCACUUUGUGAAAUCUAUCUCCUGCCAGAUUUGCGAACACAUUCUGGCGGACCCCGUGGAGACCAACUGUAAGCACGUCUUUUGCAGGAUCUGCAUUCUCAGAUGCCUCAAAGUCAUGGGCAGCUAUUGUCCUUCUUGCCGGUAUCCCUGCUUCCCCACUGACCUGGAGAGUCCGGUGAAGUCUUUUCUGAGCAUCUUGAAUUCCCUGAUGGUGAAAUGUCCAGCAGAGGAGUGCGAUGAGGAGGUCAGCUUGGAAAAAUACAAUCACCAUGUCUCAAGCCACAAGGAAUCGAAAGAGACUUUUGUGCACAUCAAUAAAGGGGGCCGGCCCCGCCAGCAUCUCCUGUCCCUGACCCGCCGGGCUCAGAAGCACCGUCUGAGGGAGCUCAAGAUGCAGGUCAAGGCUUUCGCCGACAAGGAAGAAGGUGGAGAUGUGAAGUCUGUGUGCCUGACCUUGUUCCUGCUGGCGCUGAGAGCCAGAAAUGAGCACAGACAAGCUGAUGAGCUGGAGGCCAUCAUGAAGGGACGUGGCUCUGGCCUGCAGCCGGCUGUCUGCUUGGCCAUCCGCGUCAACACCUUCCUCAGCUGCAGCCAGUACCACAAGAUGUACAGGACUGUGAAGGCCAUCACUGGGAGGCAGAUUUUCCAGCCUCUGCACGCCCUUCGGAGUGCUGAGAAAGUCCUUCUGCCAGGCUACCACCCUUUUGAGUGGCAGCCACCUCUGAAGAACGUGUCUUCCAGCACUGAUGUGGGCAUUAUUGAUGGACUGUCCGGACUGGCCUCCUCUGUGGACGAUUACCCGGUGGACACCAUUGCCAAGCGCUUCCGCUAUGAUGCUGCUUUGGUGUCCGCUCUGAAGGACAUGGAAGAAGACAUCCUGGAGGGCAUGAGAACCCAAGAGCUUGAUGACUACCUGAAUGGGCCCUUCACCGUGGUGGUGAAGGAGUCUUGUGAUGGGAUGGGAGACGUGAGCGAGAAGCACGGCAGCGGACCAGCAGUUCCGGAAAAGGCCGUUCGGUUUUCCUUCACGGUCAUGAAAAUCAGCAUCGCUCAUGGGUCACAGAACGUGAAGGUGUUCGAGGAAGCCAAGCCUAACUCCGAGCUGUGCUGCAAGCCGCUGUGCCUCAUGCUAGCCGAUGAGUCUGACCACGAGACCCUGACGGCCAUCCUGAGCCCUCUGAUUGCCGAGAGGGAGGCCAUGAAGAGCAGCGAAUUAAUGCUGGAGAUGGGAGGCAUCCUCCGGACUUUUAAGUUCAUCUUUAGGGGCACCGGCUACGAUGAGAAACUGGUCCGGGAAGUGGAAGGCCUCGAGGCUUCCGGCUCAGUCUACAUUUGCACCCUUUGUGAUGCCACCCGCCUGGAGGCCUCUCAAAAUCUGGUCUUCCACUCCAUAACCAGAAGCCACGCUGAGAAUCUGGAGCGCUACGAGGUCUGGCGUUCUAACCCCUACCACGAGACGGUGGAGGAACUGCGGGACCGGGUGAAGGGGGUCUCGGCCAAACCCUUCAUUGAGACGGUCCCUUCCAUAGACGCGCUCCACUGCGACAUCGGCAAUGCGGCUGAGUUCUACAAGAUCUUCCAGCUGGAGAUCGGAGAGGUGUAUAAGAACCCCAACGCCUCCAAAGAGGAAAGGAAAAGAUGGCAGGCUACCCUGGACAAGCACCUCCGGAAGAAGAUGAACCUGAAGCCCAUCAUGAGGAUGAACGGCAACUUUGCCCGGAAGCUCAUGACCAAAGAGACGGUUGAGGCAGUUUGUGAAUUAAUUCCCUCCCAGGAGAGGCACGAAGCCCUGAAGGAACUGAUGGACCUUUAUUUGAAGAUGAAACCCGUCUGGCGAUCCUCAUGCCCUGCUAAAGAGUGCCCGGAAUCCCUCUGCCAGUAUAGCUUCAAUUCACAGCGCUUUGCUGAGCUCCUCUCCACCAAGUUCAAGUAUAGAUAUGAGGGCAAGAUCACCAAUUAUUUUCACAAAACCUUGGCUCAUGUCCCUGAAAUUAUUGAGCGGGAUGGCUCCAUUGGGGCAUGGGCAAGCGAGGGAAACGAAUCUGGCAACAAACUGUUCAGGCGUUUCCGGAAAAUGAAUGCCAGGCAGUCCAAGUACUACGAAAUGGAAGAUGUCUUGAAACAUCACUGGCUGUAUACCUCCAAAUACCUGCAGAAGUUUAUGAAUGCUCAUAAUGCCCUGAAAGACUCGGGGUUUACGCUAAACUCGCAGGGAGCCUUAGGGGACUCGUUAGACCUAGAGGACUCUCCAGAACCGCAAGAUUCAAUGGAAUUUUGAGCAGGGCAGCCGCUUAUGAGUUGGUUUUGCAAAAUAUGUUUUCCUCUGGGUGGCAUGAGACCUUCUCCUGGUACCCUGCGCUCCAUCCAGUGUGUGGGGCCUCACCACCCAGGCAGUGGUAGGUUGGAGAGGCUGCAGAUGCUGAACCCAUGUCAGGAAUGGGUAACUGGUGAGCUGAUUGCUUGAGCUGUUGAGGGAGUUCAGAAAAGCAACAGGGGAAAUCAGUUAUUUGAAAGCUCAAUAGCUGAGGGGAGGAGUAACUGCAGGGGAGCAGAGAUGAACAAAGAUAGGUAUGUGUGUGACUGAGUGACGUGAAAAUCAAAGUCAAGGUUGCCAAAGUUUGACUUGUGGUCUCCAUCCCCCAACCAAGUUACUCGUUUAUAUUGAGCUGUGUUUUUUAUAUCAUUUUUGUAGAAUUCUUUGUUUUAUAAAUUUCACAUAUUUUGGCUUAUUCUACAAGAUUCAAAAAAAGCUUUCCAGAUAUC